AUGCUUUUCUACAAAUCUCUUUUGUGUCUAUUGCCAAUGGCUGUUCUUGCUGACCAAUCUCUUGAAGUUGAUUCCUCAUCCUUCUCCUCAGAAACCGUGGCUUCAGGCUCAUACAUCACAGGCUCGAUCUCGUCGGUGUCGUAUGCCAUCAACACUAACACCUUGGUGAUCAGUUACAGUACUUCUGGGAGUGAAAUCGUCGCUGCUUCAGGAACUACAGUUAGUAAAUCCAAGAAUGAAGGGAACCCACAAUUCGUUGGUGGUGCCAUGGCCGGGAUGGGUGUUUUGGCUGGCAUUUUGUUUUUAUGA
This is a messenger RNA of Saccharomycopsis crataegensis, 309 nucleotides long. RefSeq lists its product as uncharacterized. The coding region runs from base 1 to 309 and encodes 102 amino acids. NCBI's taxonomy places the organism in Eukaryota, Fungi, Ascomycota, Saccharomycetes, Ascoideales, Saccharomycopsidaceae. The record is from RefSeq and is a predicted model, not a curated record. The transcript has a single exon.